Scedosporium apiospermum is the source of this 1122-nucleotide messenger RNA. RefSeq names its product 3-hydroxymethyl-3-methylglutaryl-CoA lyase, cytoplasmic. Gene Ontology annotation, biological process: ketone body biosynthetic process; L-leucine catabolic process. Lineage: Eukaryota; Fungi; Ascomycota; Sordariomycetes; Microascales; Microascaceae. The coding region runs from base 1 to 1122 and encodes 373 amino acids. Gene Ontology annotation, molecular function: hydroxymethylglutaryl-CoA lyase activity. The transcript is spliced from 2 exons. The record is from RefSeq and is a predicted model, not a curated record.
AUGACCAUCGGCCUCGCUCGAUCGUUCAUCUGCCGCGCAUGCCGCACCUCGACGCGAGGUCGGCGAGCCUUCGCGACGGCCUCGGCCUCGGCUCAAGGCCAACAGCAGCAGGCGUUCGACAACCGCGUCAAGAUCGUGGAGGUCGGCCCCCGCGAUGGACUGCAGAACGAAAAGGUGUCGAUACCGGUGGGGACCAAGAUUGAGUUGAUUGAGAGGUUGGCGAAGACGGGGCUUUCGACCAUUGAGGCUGGGGCUUUCGUUUCGCCAAAGUGGGUUCCUCAGAUGAGCAACUCGAGCGAGAUCCUAGAACACAUCCUCACGCAAAAAAUCUCCUCCCCCCACUCAAUAUCCUACUCCUUCCUCGCCCCCAACGUCAAAGGCUUCGACUCCGCCUCCCAAAUCCUCCAAAAGAACCCCGGCGCCUUCCUCACCGAAAUCGACCCCUUGCACCCCACCUCCGCCGACAAGGCCCCGACCCCCGCCAUCGAAAUCGCCGUCUUCGCCGCCGCCACCGAGUCCUUCUCGCAAAAGAACCUCAACUGCGACAUCGCCACGUCGCUCGAGAAAUUCAAAGAAGUCAUCCGCGAGGCCAAGAACAACGACCUGCGCGUGCGCGCCUACAUCUCCGUCGUGCUGGGCUGCCCCUUCGAGGGCCACGACGUCGACCCGCACAAGGUGGCCGAGAUCGCUACGGAUCUGCUCGAGGCGGGCGCUGAUGAGAUUGCCCUUGGGGAUACCACCGGGAUGGGGACUGCGCCGAGGACGAAGGCUUUGUUGAGUUGUAUGACGGCUGCGGGGAUCAGGAAUGAGGAUAUUGCUAUGCAUUUCCAUGAUACGUAUGGGCAGGCGCUUGUGAAUACUGCUGUUUCGCUUGAGCAUGGUAUUCGGAUCUUUGACUCGUCUGUUGGCGGGCUUGGUGGGUGCCCUUAUAGCCCUGGCGCUACGGGCAAUGUGGCUACGGAGAACAUGGUGUAUUUCCUCGAGACGCUGGGCAUGGAUACGGGGGUUGAUUUGGAUGCGGUGACGGAUAUUGGGCAGUGGAUCACGGGUCAGCUGGGUAAGGCUAAUGAGAGCAGUGUGGGUAAGGCGGUUCUGGGUGCGAGGAAGAGGAAGGCGGCGUAA